AUGGGCGUCUGCGCGUCCUGUCUCGGCCGAGGCCGCCAGGAGUCCUACGAUGAGGACGACGAAGGCCGCCUUCUCCUCGACGACCCGAACAACUUUCAAUACGGCAGCUUUGGGGACCAGAACGUCAAUGCACAGGCUGACCCUCUUGAGUCGCAACGCGAGACCGAAGCAUUGCAGAAAGUGGUAGCGAGGACAUCCAACAACUUGGUUGAUAUCUUCGAAAUCACACCGCAGGAACAGCAGCAGGCCCACCCGGCCGUGUUAUCUGGCCAGGAUGCUCGCUCUUCUCGAUAUCAGACCAUUCUCUCAAAGCUUUCGGCGGAUGACGAUCUCUCGACCGCCACUCUACAGGGCCACGUGGACUGGUUGAGCGACGAUGACACAGUGGAAAUGCAAGGCAAGGCGCCUAGCGUCAAGGAAGGUGCAGGGGAGCCUCUUGUGGGCACUUUCGCCGAUGCUGCGGCGUGA
This is a messenger RNA of Neoarthrinium moseri, 468 nucleotides long. RefSeq lists its product as uncharacterized. Gene Ontology annotation, biological process: cholesterol homeostasis; endosomal transport; positive regulation of MAPK cascade. Bases 1 to 468 code for a protein of 155 amino acids. The transcript has 3 exons. Lineage: Eukaryota; Fungi; Ascomycota; Sordariomycetes; Amphisphaeriales; Apiosporaceae. Gene Ontology annotation, cellular component: membrane raft; Ragulator complex; late endosome membrane. The record is from RefSeq and is a predicted model, not a curated record.